Syzygium oleosum is the source of this 2331-nucleotide messenger RNA. Its product is annotated as protein SOSEKI 3. The coding region runs from base 296 to 1915 and encodes 539 amino acids. The transcript has 6 exons. NCBI's taxonomy places the organism in Eukaryota, Viridiplantae, Streptophyta, Magnoliopsida, Myrtales, Myrtaceae. The record is from RefSeq and is a predicted model, not a curated record.
CGUCCGCGAGCGGCGCCGCCCCUCCUCCUCCUCCGCACGGAGCAUUCGGGCUCCGUUCCCGGUUCUCUCCCGGUCAACGCCUGCUUCGCGGUCGUGAUUCUGUGGUGGUCGGAUACUGAUCGGAGGGUUGGUCGAUUGGGUCCCUGUAAUCUAGGGUUUUCCUGCGGGAGGAGUGCUGGACUGUGAGCUGUGCCGGCCGGCUCGGGGAGUCGGGGGAUACGGACUUGUUCUUUCUUCUUUUGGCCGGGGGACGGGCGGGCACCGCUAGGGCUUGGCCGCGGGUUCCGGCGGAGGGAUGGAGGCGAGGAUGAAGAAGUAUCGGCAGGUGAGCCCGGAGAGAGCGAAAGUGUGGACGGAGAAGUCGCCCAAGUAUUUUCAGAGCAGGAAGGUGCCCGUGGUUUACUAUCUCUGCAGGAAUCGCCAGCUCGAGCAUCCUCAUUUCAUCGAGGUGCCCGUCUCUUCCCCCGAAGGGCUCUACCUGCGAGAUGUGAUUGAUAGGCUGAAUGUUCUUCGAGGCAGAGGAAUGGCAUCCAUGUAUUCGUGGUCCUCUAAGAGAAGCUACAAAAAUGGUUUCGUUUGGCACGAUCUAUGUGAAGACGACUUGAUUCUUCCAUCUAAUGGACAUGAAUACGUCCUCAAAGGCUCGGAGCUCUUUGAUGAAUCUAAUUCAGAUCGUUUCAGUCCUGUCGCGAAUAUCGGCAUGAGGAAUUUAAAGCAAUUGCCAGCUCCACCGUCUUCUAGAAGUCAAGAUGAUUCAUCGUCAUCGUCAAGCAUGAAUGGAAAAGAAGCAAAACACUCCCAAGAGGAUGACCAUUCUUCUCCGGUUCAUCACACCGAUUCCACUGAUGUUUCCCCACAGUCAAGAAAUGGAAAAGGCUCCAGUUGGAAUGGGUCUUUGAGCUUGACGGAGUACAAGGUGUACAAGAACGAGGGGUUAGCUGAUGCAUCAACUCAGACUGAAGAAAAUGUAAGCAGAGAUAAAACCAGAGAAACUUGUACUAGAGGAGUCUCUACUGAUGAUGGCGCCACCGAACGUGAAUGCAAUGAUAGUUGCCAAACCAAGGCCUCAUGCGUGAAAGAGACCUCUGAGAUAUCUAGUGGUGCAGUUUCCCCUCCUCCGACAUCUUCUAGUGCUUCUUCAUCUGUUGGAAAGACCGAAACUCUGGAAUCAUUGAUUAGAUCUGAUGUUAGCAAGAUGAACAGCUUUAGAAUUCUUGAAGAGGAAGAGAUCCGAAUGCCGAACAAUGCAAGGCUCAAGGCUACCAACAUGUUGAUGCAAUUAAUCUCGUGUGGAUCAAUAUCAGUGAAAGAUAACAAUUUUGGCUUAAUCCCAACUUACAGGCCAAGAUUUUCUCAUUCAAAAUUUCCAUCUCCUUUGUUUUCUACAUCACUGAUGACGGGGGAGCUUGACUGCUUAUCAGAAAAUCCACGGUUGAUGGGCAUAAGGCUGGAAGACAAGGAGUAUUUCAGUGGGAGCUUGAUCGAGACAAAGUAUCUCCGGGAGGAUGGAGAUGUACUGAGCUCUCUGAAGCGUUCCUCUUCCUACAAUGCUGGCCGGUCUGGUAAGCAGUUAGAUUCGGCUGGGGAAAGUGAGAAUGGACGGUCAAAAUGCAUGCCCCUAUCAAUUAAAGCUUCAAUAGCUAGACAACCUCGAAGUGAGUCUAUGAGAUCCCCUCUCUCCGAUAAACCAAGAAUUUCUUCAGACAGAGCAGAUAGCUCCAGAGCAUUAUUUGCCAACUCAUCGAACGGUAGCAGUAGAAGAAUCACCGAGCCUUCCCCAGGGAACACACCAUUAAAGAGAGACUCCCUCCCGGAGGAUGAGAAAGUGAUAAAAAUCGAAGAAAGGCUUGCAUCAGGAGCUCGGGUUAUAAUCCAAUCUAAAGCACCUUCUCACAUUGAGGUUGGCAGCUGUUAAAGAGACUUACCAAUUAUCGAAAGGUAAGAUGCACUGUUUCCACAUUGUCUCUGCUUGUGUGUGAAGCAUGUGAAACUUUCGGAAAAGCUUCAUUUGAAUUUUGAAUGCUAACCCGAAAUGAGUUGGCGGGUCCUCUUGAUGAUACUGUACAUCUGGAAAGUUGAGAAAAAAUAGGAGAGAACAAAGGUUUCUUGUGUAUUGGGGGGACAAGUUCUGGUCAUGUUGAGCAAAUUUUUUUGGGUUCAGCUUUAUAGAAAGUGGGUUCUCUCUUUAUGGCAUUUCCUCAGUUACGGUGCUUCCACAGUGCUGCAUCACCUCCUAGGGACUGUUCCUCCCUGCAAAUCCAAUGAGAACAACUGUUUUGUCUUGAGACUCUUACACAACAAAAGCAAAUACAUCGUUUAAUGUUCUGUGCA